AUGUUACAUCAUUUGAUGGUGGGGACAUGGACCCCACCAGGAGCUAUUUUCACUUUCCAAUUCGACGAUGAAGCCUUGACUCUAAAGAUGAUCAAGAGGACUACAAUUCCAGAAGACGAGCCAAUUUCAUGGAUAACAUUUGAUGCAACUGCGAUGAAGAAGUGGUCCAGUUUCACUGUCAAAAGUCCAACUGAGAUUAUCCACAAUGCUUCACAUCCAAUGGGUCAUGAUCCAAAGGCUGCAAGUUCGGAGACAAAUACAAGAGCCAUCUUUGUACUCGCAGCAAACAAACCCCCUUUCAAUGUUUACGGAAACCCAUUCUAUGAUCAUGCUGGCUGGGGUAAUGUCUUCUCAGUCAACCAAGACGGAGCGCUGGAGAAAUGUGUACAGAACUAUGAGUAUAUGCCCAAGACUGGGAUCCAUGGUAUGGUGUUUGAUGCCAGCGAGGAAUAUCUCUACUCUGCAGAUCUAAGGGGCAACAAAGUAUGGACACACAAGAGGGAUCCAGAGACGGGUCACCUGGCUCUAGUUGGAUGUUUGGAAGCCCCGGAUCCAUUAGAUCAUCCUCGAUGGGUGGCUAUACAUCCGAGCGGAGCUUAUUUGUACGUUUUGAUGGAGGCAGGGAACAGACUGGCUGUCUAUGUCAUUGAUGAGCAAAGUAUCCCAAAUCCAGGUGGCAAACUAUAUCGCUCAGAUGUUGUGUUUCUCUCCCAAAGUGGGAAAUACCUCUUUGCCACAUCCCGAGCCAACAAGUUCGACCUGACUGGCUACAUUGCGGCUUUUGCCUUGGGACCAGCUGGGAAUAUUGAAAGACAAAUAUGUCUUAAUCCUACACCAACAAGCGGAGGGCAUUCGAACGCUGUCAGCCCUUGUCCUUGGAGUGAUGAGUAUCUGGCAUUGACGGAUGAUCAGGAAGGCUGGUUGGAAAUUUACAGGUGGAAGGAUGAAUUCUUGGGAAGAGUUGCCCAUUGUGAUGUGAAAGAACCUGGAUUUGGGAUGAAUGCAAUUUGGUACGAUUGA
Lachnellula hyalina is the source of this 1020-nucleotide messenger RNA. Its product is annotated as Carboxy-cis,cis-muconate cyclase. The coding region runs from base 1 to 1020 and encodes 339 amino acids. The transcript has 4 exons. Gene Ontology annotation, molecular function: protein binding; 6-phosphogluconolactonase activity. Lineage: Eukaryota; Fungi; Ascomycota; Leotiomycetes; Helotiales; Lachnaceae. The record is from RefSeq and is a predicted model, not a curated record.